Magnusiomyces paraingens is the source of this 3675-nucleotide messenger RNA. RefSeq lists its product as uncharacterized. Gene Ontology annotation, molecular function: microtubule binding; ATP binding; microtubule motor activity. The record is from RefSeq and is a predicted model, not a curated record. The transcript has 2 exons. The coding region runs from base 1 to 3675 and encodes 1224 amino acids. Gene Ontology annotation, biological process: microtubule-based movement. NCBI's taxonomy places the organism in Eukaryota, Fungi, Ascomycota, Dipodascomycetes, Dipodascales, Dipodascaceae.
AUGAAUCUAGGCAGAGAGUCCUCGAUAUCCGUCACGGUCCGUGUGCGACCAUUCACUUCUACGGAGGCCUGCCACCUCCAGGUCUACUCGGAUGAGCCUAUCUUUAUGGGCGAUGGCAGCCUGGCAAGUAGCGGCCCUCAACAAACCCAACCCCCAGCAUCUUCGCUACAAGCCUCGCUCCGAUCCGGGCCUAUCCGCAAAGUUAUUUCUGUUGUUGACGAUAAAAUGCUCAUCUUCGAUCCGCCAGAAACCCAUGCUCCAAACGGGCGCGCGGCCCCACGCUUCGGGUCUAAUACAAAGCGUGUACGUGAACACCGAUUCGUUUUUGACAGACUUUUUGACGCAGGGGCAUCGCAAGAAGAAGUCUACUCAAAUACAACUAGACCUCUGCUAGACUCGGUCCUCGAUGGCUACAAUGCUACGGUCUUUGCCUACGGAGCCACGGGCUGCGGCAAAACACACACCAUUAGCGGCACACCAAUAGAACCGGGCAUCAUAUUCCUCACCAUGAAGGAGCUUUUUGAACGCAUUGAUGAGCUCCAAGAUACAAAGCAUAUUGAACUUUCCCUUUCAUAUCUCGAAAUCUAUAAUGAAACUAUUCGAGACCUCCUUGACCCCUCGCCAAAAUCUCUCAUUCUUCGCGAGGAUGCAAACCAGCGCAUUUCUGUUUCAAACUUGAGCGUCCACAGACCAGAAAAUGUUCACCAAGUCAUGGACAUGAUUAUCCAAGGCAACCAAAAUCGAACCAUUUCACCCACAGAAGCAAACGCCACAUCAUCUCGUUCCCACGCUGUACUUCAAAUCAACGUUGUCCAGCGUGCACGUACAGCAGCUGUGUCUGAAGCACAUACGUUUGCUACUCUUUCUAUCAUUGAUCUUGCCGGUUCAGAGCGAGCAUCGGCCACUAAAAACCGUGGUGAACGCCUUAUUGAAGGUGCAAACAUCAACAAGUCACUUUUAGCCCUGGGCAACUGCAUAAAUGCGCUCUGUGAUCCUCGCCGCCGCAACCACGUUCCUUAUCGCGAUUCUAAACUUACCCGUUUACUAAAAUUUUCGCUAGGAGGCAACUGCAAAACCGUCAUGAUUGUGUGUGUCUCACCCUCCAGUAGACACUACGACGAGACCCUUAAUACCCUCAAGUAUGCUGACCGUGCGAAAAAAAUCAAAACAAAAGUUAUUCGCAACGAGCACAACCUUAAUCGCCACGUUGGCUCAUACCUUAAAAUGAUUACCGAGCAAAAGCAAGAAAUCGAGGAGCUUCGUGCUCGUGAGACACAGGUCGUUAGUAUUGCACUUGCAAACGCAGAUAAAGCCCGCGCAAAAUGUGUUGAUGCUAUUGCAGAGGCGCUUGAAGCGUUUCGCCAAACAAUAGUAAAGACUUCUAGUCAAAGACAGGCUCGCGCCUUAGCAAUGGCGCGACUGCGGGUAUUACCUGUUCAAGCAGCUCAGGCAGAGCUUAUUCUGCGCAAGUAUAGUGUUGCAGGGUCAGGAUCGGGUACGCGCGAACUAGGGGAAGCCCUUCGAAGAGUUUUAACAAAACUCGAACAAGAACGACAAGAAAUGGAGACCGUGGUCAAUAAUAAUAAUUAUAAUAAUAACAACAACAACAAUAACGAGUCGGUGUCUCCAUUAGAUAACACUAUGCAUUCUCUGCUACGGCGUCUGGAAGAUACCCGCGGGUGGACCCAAGAGUACGCUGAGAUCUUCAUCACGCAGGCAAAAGCUUUACAGCUUCAAGCGGAACUAGAGGUGCUCCAAAAUUCCAUGGCAGUCACCGAUAUAAAUGUCGAAAUCACAGAUGUAAUUGCUUCGGCUCUGUUUCGGCUUUUGGGCGAUCUCAAUUCUCUCAAUGACAUCGCCUCGCAAUCGGGCGACGAUAUCAAAAGUUUUGAGCUUGUCCGGCUAUCAGAAAAGUUUGUUGAAACAUGUCGCAAGCAAUUUACCGCGCUUGCCACAGGAACUCCUAUAUCUCCUAGCCCCUCUCGUUCGCAUUCUAUGCCAGUAAUUGCUGGUUCAGUAUCUCCAUUUAAGCCCUCAUUAGUUAGCAGCCCAUUUGGGUCAUCACAAAAACGACCAGCUUCAUCUUCCUCUCUGACGUGGGAAUCACCGUCAAAGUCCCCAGGUAAGAGCUUGCAGCGCAGGCCCUUAUCUGGAGUUCUUGCGCUAGGAAUGGGUUCAAUUGCUUCGGGGUCAGCUUCCACGGCGGCUAAGCGUCAAAGUGAUUUAGGGCAUUUAAAAUCUGGGCUCACACCACCAUCAGCAUCUUCUUCAUCUACUGCAACAAAACGGUUGAGUUUGCCUAUCGGGGCAAAGCCCCCACCAGUAUAUCAUUCCCCUGGGAUUCGUUCCUCUGCUUCAAUGAGGAACUUGUCUUCACCUCCGUCCGGCACUAGUCUUUUUGGCGGGAAUAGUACACAUGCCAAGAACCAACAGCACCUUUCGCCGUCGCUUAUUCCUGCACCACCAUCUCCAUCAUCUUCAUCUGCAUCUUUUGGUAUGAAUGGUGGUGUUCGUGCGUUGCGACGUCAAAUUGCCGCAUCCGGAGGAGUCAUUCCUUCAAGCAUGAAAAAGCACUCUGUCGUAAUUCGGUCUCCGCUACGCAAUAACCGCAAGUCAAUUAAACGCGUGCGCUGGGAAGACGCCGAUGAGGAAGAAGUGCGAUAUAAUGAAGAUUUCGAUAUGGACCAACGGGAUGAUGAUGGCAUUGAUAUUGACGAGAAAGACCCUCGUGUUCCACCAUCGUCGCUACCUAUGCCGUCGCGCAUUGGUAUUGCUGUUUCUCCAAGACCUACUUCUUGGGCAAACUCUUCACUUCCUGCUCCUGGAACUCCGUCUAAUCUUCCUCGUCACCGUCACACUUCGUCUUUAGUGGAAUCGCGGCGACAAGGCGUUGUGUUAUCAGAGAUGCGUACUCGAACCAUUAUUGAAAGUUUUAGUCCAAAAUCAAGCACGCCAUCCCGAACAAGUUAUUUAGCACGUUAUGGAGGGAUUUCUGAGAAUACGGGUGUUGUUGCACCUGUGGAUAAGUCUACGGUUAAUUCUAUGAUUUUCAAUGAUGAUGAUGGUGACGACGACGAUGAUGAUGACAAUAACGAUAAAAAUAAUGAUAGCCGACCUGUAGAUACCCACGACAUGAGCAUCGACACGCUGCCUAGCCCGCCACAGUUGCUAAGCCAUAAAACGUCGCUGGACGCCAUGGACGUGGACAGUUUCGAGCUUUCAAUGGUCAGUAACUCGGCCAAGCCUCCGGACUCAACCCCUCCUAUGUCCAAGCCCAAGAUUGUAUUUGGAGUGAAGGGAGAUUUACGGCGAAAGAGUGGUAACAUUCUUCCAACUUCGUCGACAGGCGGUCCUCCGUCAUACUUGUCUCCAACAUAUUCAUCAUCAGCCGCAGCAGCAGCAGCAACAACAACAACAACAACAGCAACAAUCCUGGAGAGUCCUGCUGUGGCAAAUAGUGGGAUGGGAAAUGGACCAGGUACACGAUCAUUUAGCGGGCCGGUGAUUCCCACGCCCACAGCAGCACGGCCCGGCGGUUCGAUGCAGGUGUCACCGAGUAAGGCACGGCACUCGCUCGGAGUACCUGUGUUUGGCAGUCCUGCGUUCAAAACAUCAAGCAGUGCCAAUGGUACAAACAUCAUCAAGUCAGAAGAUUCUGCAACCUCAGGCAUUUAA